AUGAUACGAGUAAUAUGUCUUAUUGGAAUUCUGUUCAUCAUUUCUCCGGCAAGAGCUGGAACCCGCGUAGUGCGCUCACCGCAAUUCGAGUUUAGUGAGGCGAACGCGCAAGCGGCGUCCUUCGGAGGCGGCUACCAUCAUAACCGCAGACCGGAAUUCGGUGGAGGUGGUUACGGCGGGGGCGGUUUCGCGAGAGGUGGCGGUGGUUUUGGCGGCGGCGGUUUUGGCGGUGGCGGUUUUGGCGGUGGUGGUUUUGGUGGCGGCGGUUUUGGCGGCGGCGGUUACGGGGGAGGUGGUGUCGGCGGCCAGGGCGGCGGUUACGGGGGGAGAGGUUUCGGCGGUGGUCACGGUGGUUAUGGCGGCGGCCCUGGUGGUUUUGGCGGCGCCGGCGGGUUCGGUAAUUCCGGUUUCGGCCAAGUCCCUCAAGAGUCUAUCAGCGUAUCGAAAAGUGUCAGCAUUAACGCCGGGCCCGGUGGUGGUGCCGCCCAGUCGAGUGCUAACGCCGGAUCUUACGGGAAACGG
This is a messenger RNA of Iphiclides podalirius (scarce swallowtail), 522 nucleotides long. The record is from the annotation of a GenBank genome assembly. NCBI's taxonomy places the organism in Eukaryota, Metazoa, Arthropoda, Insecta, Lepidoptera, Papilionidae.